AACACCAACCUUCAGCGCCAAGACCUGGCAUACGACUUCUUUCUCACGGCUUCAAACACGCCGCAACUAGAUUCUAGCACAGCAUUUUGCCGGCGGUGCUCGAUACUUGACUUCCAAAACCCCGCAGCUCAAGCGAAAUGGUGUCACACUUAAGCCACGAUGAGUUUUUCAACGGCCUGGUAGAGCUGUUCAAGAGUCGCAAAGACAAGGGCCAUGGCGCCGUUUAUCUCGUCCAGAAAAGGCUUUCCUACCCACUAGACCCCGCGACAUCCCCGUCGGGCGAUGGCUUGCUACCCGACGGCCAGCUCGGGGAACCUCUCCCCGUGAUCGUGCGAGCGACGAAUGGAAAUUCCAGCAGGAGUAAAUCUCCCAAGGUCAAGCUCUCGACCAUUGUGAAGGCGGACGCCCUGGACGAGUUCUUUGCCCGUUACGCCGACAUUUGCAAAGCUGGUAUGGUGGCGCUAAAGCCUCGCGACAAGAGCAAGAAGAAGGCGAAAGCAAAGAAGAAAAAGUCAGGCGCUCCAGCAGCGUCAUGAGGCUCUCUCUCUCUCUCUCUCUCUAUACUGUCUUGAAGAAGCGACGUGGACUACGGCGUUCUAUCGUAGUGGGGGGAAAGCCCGCUGUUUGCGUAUCAGAACUCGCCUUUCAUCACGGAGAUUCCACUUAUAGAGGUUGGCCCAAAAUCACAUCUUCCAAUUCUCAGGCAAGCCCAUAGUCUUCUUCUGGCCCCGUUAGGUUCUAAUACUUGUCUACCUACUAGGAGAUCCUUGUGGUGUCUGUCGUAAAGCCUUUGAC
Messenger RNA from Sodiomyces alkalinus F11, 795 nucleotides. Its product is annotated as signal recognition particle, SRP9/SRP14 subunit. The record is from RefSeq and is a predicted model, not a curated record. Gene Ontology annotation, cellular component: signal recognition particle, endoplasmic reticulum targeting. The transcript has 3 exons. Bases 138 to 536 code for a protein of 132 amino acids. Lineage: Eukaryota; Fungi; Ascomycota; Sordariomycetes; Glomerellales; Plectosphaerellaceae. Gene Ontology annotation, biological process: SRP-dependent cotranslational protein targeting to membrane. Gene Ontology annotation, molecular function: endoplasmic reticulum signal sequence receptor activity; 7S RNA binding.